AUGGCCACUCUGGUGGCAGAUUACUGCUCAGGACUUGCAGUUCAAUUCCUUUACGAGCAAAUGCCAACAAUCCAACAAACGACUUCCUUCGUCGAAGUCAUUAAGGACAUCGUUACCCGCGAAGCAGUGGAGGAAGAAACAUCGGGCAUCGACGAUUCACAUAGCGAGAGAAUCAAAAGCAGCUUCUUCACGAAAUUAGGAACCAUCUGGCACCGAGAAGAAGAGGCAGUAAACAUCAUCAAGAAAGCGCUUAGUAACGAUGAGGCACCGCACAACGCUCAAGGCAAAUCAAGGGCAGCAGGAAAUCUCGUCAUCAGCAACAACAGGAACAAGGAAAUCAGCUGUAACAAGGUUUGUACCGCAAAAGAGCCACUGAGCAGCAUCCUGCUAGUACUCCCAGACAUAAGAUCGGAACGGCAUGCAGAUGAAAAUCGCAGCCAGCCAUCUACAGCAUACUACGAGAACAUGAUGAUCGACAAAGACGAAUAUAACCGUAUCGUCGACCUCGUGGAUGCUGCGCGAGAAGCCCACGGAGACAUCGUCGACUCGUUAACACAGACGUAUCGAAAGCGCAACUGGCGAAGACUACAUCCGAUAUUCAAAAUGAGAAAAACCAUUGAUGGUAAGCAGUAUAUUCCAGCCGACAAAUCAGCGCAGGCUUCUCAUCAACAAGAAAGGCGUGAUGAUACUCUUGGGGCUGCUCAUCAAGGAGAACAGGGCCCGCAAAACGGUUCGUGUCAAUUCGACUACAGUAGCAUCAGUUACAGCGACCAAGAAGAAAAUCUAAACGAAUCCGAUCAUCGAAUUGAAGCAGCGACCUCAUCCUGUCGACGCCAAACGGAUAAGUCGCUGAAAAGAAAGUAGUUGACCAAGGAGUAAAGAAGAAUGCUUCUGGGGAGAAAGAAAUGAAAAGUAGACAGAAGAAGUUCUUAUGCGGGUUCUACAAAGAGAACAAAGGCAAAAGGAGGGGCUGUAAUGUCAAAAUGAACUCUUAGAUGCGUAGAGAAAUGUAUCGAAGACAAGGGGGCCUCAAGCUAGGGUAAAGCCCAUGCGUCAGGUGUACGAUUACGGAAGUCAGGAAGAACCCGAGUAGAAGAAAAGGUAACCCCUCCUCACCAUGAGUCGGUCUUGAAGAAGAUAAGAAUAUUCAUCGUACAAGACAAGAAGACGGCUUCAUGAAUAAAUAUUCAAUUGUCUUACGCCUCCCAUAUCCCGUGCUAUCUAGUCAGAUGCGGUCUGGAUGUCUUUUCCGUAUCCUCAUGGACAUAAGAUGAUGGCACAAAAUCACAAGGAGAGAAAACUGGAGUGAAUCUGAUGCAAGGACCCGCAGAGGAGGCGUAGAGUUCAG
Messenger RNA from Amoebophrya sp. A25, 1348 nucleotides. Lineage: Eukaryota; Dinophyceae; Syndiniales; Amoebophryaceae. The record is from the annotation of a GenBank genome assembly.